Molecule: messenger RNA, 4754 nt
Organism: Nanorana parkeri
Lineage: Eukaryota; Metazoa; Chordata; Amphibia; Anura; Dicroglossidae
Gene: DENND4B
Product: DENN domain containing 4B
Exons: 29
Coding region: 157-4632 (1491 amino acids)
Biological process (GO): regulation of Rab protein signal transduction
Cellular component (GO): cytoplasmic vesicle
Molecular function (GO): protein binding
Source: RefSeq, a predicted model, not a curated record
CUCUGCUGCUGCCGGACUCGCCGACUCUUCCAGGACCGCACCAGUCCCAGGACCCCUGAAAUGAAGGCACUUCCUGUCUGGUCCAUCGGUGGACCCCAUAUUCCCGGGAGCCCAUGACCUUAAUUCUGAUCACUUCAGCACCGACAACAUGCUGCCAUGAUGGAGGAGGGGCCCCCGAAGCUGGUGGAUUACUUUGUAGUGGCGGGCCUGACGCCGACGUCGAAGCUGCUGGAGGAUGAGAGCCGCCAGAGGCCGUCGCGCCCACCGGAACCCGUCACCGACGUGGCCGUGAUCAUCCGCUCCAUGGGCGAGGAUGUCCCUCAGGGGUACACCUGCAUCGAGAGGACCCCCGGGGGCCACUGCGCCGACCUCAGCAGCAGCCUCCUCACUAACCAGCAGCUGUACCUCUGCUACCGCCGGGGAAGGGACAAGAUGCCCAUAUCGGAGCUGGGGGUCUAUUAUGAGGGGAAGGAGACUCUGAAGCCAGGAUAUAAGUAUAUCGAAACCACGCCGUACAGCCACUCCGCCAACCUGAGCUCCGGAGUGCCUGGACACCCCAAAACCUUCCUCUCCUAUAAGAGGGCCCCCGAGUCCCUGGGACUGAACACACUGGGAGUGAUGGAUAUCUGUAUUAUCAACACCAGCAAAGGGGAGAGCAUACCACAUACCUUCUGCAGGGUGGAGCGAAACCUGAACACAAGCAUGUUCGGCCCCGCCCUCUUUCUCUGCUACAAGAAGGCCAUGGCGAAGACGCACAGCCUGGUGUAUGAAGCAGGGGUGAUCAGCCGAUUCCCGGAGACGGACAGCGAGCUCUUCCCACUCCCAGACCUGGUUGCUAUGUUCUGCCUGCCGAUGGGGGCCACCAUUGAGAGUUGGUCGGUGACCGCCAAGUACCACUUGCCUGUGUUUUCCACCUUCGUGCUGACCGGAGCGUCUGGGGACAAGGUAUACGGAGCUGCCAUCCAGUUCUAUGAGCAAUACCCGCGGGAGGAUCUGUCAGAGAAGCAGAGCCAACGCCUAGGCCUGAUCAGCGUGGUGGACAGGCGCCCCAUCGGCAACAAGUCCGUUCAGACCAAGAAGAGCAUCUGUGUCCUGUCCCACUGGCCUUUCUUUGACGUCUUCCAGAAGUUCCUGACUUUCAUCUAUCGCUACUCCAUCUCCGGCCCCCACGUCCUGCCCAUAGAAAAACACCUCUCCAACUUCAUGUUCAACGUCCCCUUCCCGUCCCCACAGAGACCACGCAUUCUAAUCCAGAUGUCUCCGUACGACAAUGUCCUACUGUGUCAGCCCGUGUCUUCUCCCCUCCCGCUCAGCGGAGCGAGUUUUGUGACGUUGCUCCAGAAUCUUGGCCCGGAGAACGCGGUAACGUUACUCCUCGCUGUCCUCACCGAACAGAAGCUGCUCAUCCAUUCACAGCGGCCGGACGUCCUGACCAGCGUGGCAGAGGCCCUGGUGUCCGUUAUCUUCCCUCUGCGAUGGCAGUGCCCCUACAUCCCUCUGUGCCCGCUGACCCUCGCCGAUGUGCUCUGUGCUCCGGUGCCGUUCAUCGUCGGCAUCCACUCCAGUUACUUUGACCUCCACGACCCCCCUCAGGAUGUCCUGUGCGUGGACCUGGAUACCAACACCCUGUUCCAGAGUGAAGAGAAAAAGAUCCCUUCUUAUCAGCAAUUACCUCGCAGACCCUGCAAAGUCCUGCGGAACUGCCUGAGUGACCUCCACAAACAGCUAGAUGAGAUGUAUAACAAGCCCAUGGAGGAAGCUUCUCUGGAGUUCCUGCUGAAGGAUUAUGAUCUGAUCUACGGACGGCGGACACAACUGGAACUGGACGUACGGGCCUCGUUUCUGAGAUUUAUGUCCUGCUUAUGCAAAGGAUACCGGUCCUACCUUCUGCCAAUUACACAGGCACCCUCAGAACGGACGUGGGACUCCAGCAACCUGUUCAACGUGGAGGGCUUCAAGAAGUCCAGGGACCGAGCCCACCAGAAGUUCUACUCGCAGCUAGUGAAGACUCAGAUGUUCACGCAGUUUAUCGAAGACUGCUCCUUUGUUAAUGAUCGUCAGGCGUCUCUCGAGUUUUUCGACAACUGUGUGGAGAAGGUGCAAGUUGAUGGGGAGAAGAUGGAAGACUUUCACCUGGUGGAGCUGGACGAAUCUCACCGCAGUGAACAUACCAUUUUUAUCAUGCCUGCCGAGGAGCCGCAGGACCCCCACGGCACAGAGACGCCAGCUCAGUACAAGUAUGAUACCUUCCCAGUUCUGCAGAGAGACCUGUUUGAGCUUCCACAAGAUCUGCUGAUGGCGCCCCCUGCUCAGUCCAAAACGAGCGCACCUAGCAGCCCUGCACCUCGACGAACUAAGCAAGAGAUCAAGUCUGCCCAGCGAGUGGCCCAGAUGUAUUCUUCCAGACCAGAGAUGUGGGCAAAAUGUCUUCUCGGUCACUGCUACGGCUUGUGGUUCAUCUAUCUGCCCACCUUCGUCAGAGCCACAGCUUCCAAGGUUCAAGCUCUGCAGACUGCCUACGAUGCUCUGAAACAGAUGGAGACUAAGAACGUGGUGCUGCCAGACGAGGUCUGUUACCGCAUCCUGAUGCAGCUUUGCGGUCAGUACGGGGAGCCAGUGUUGGCAGUUCGUGUGAUGCUGGAGAUGAGGAAAGCCGGGAUCGUCCCCAACGCCAUCACCUAUGGUUACUAUAACAAGGCUGUGCUGGAAAGCAAAUGGCCGUCCAGUAACCAGAGUGGGAGACUGCGCUGGGCCAAACUUAGGAACGUGGUUCUGGGUGCCGCUCAAUUCCGCCAGCCGCUCCGGCAGAGGCAGACCAGCUCUCAGUCUUUAAAUCCAAGUGAGGAACCGUCAGUAAGCAGGAAGGAUCAAUGGCAACACAAAAGCGCCACCAUUGAGCUACCCCCUCGGCUCCAUCUUCUGCGCCAGACCACCUGGGCCGGGCACACGAGCCAAAUACCCGAAGACCUCCCGGCCGCGAAGCUGGUUAAGAGUUGGAGCGUCAGCGAUGCCUGUAUGCUGGAGAUGGGAGCGACGGCCAUGAUGGAGGAUUUGGAGGUGGAAGGCGUCACUACUAGGUCAGACAUCAGCCCGUCACUAAGAUCGUCUAUUAGGACGCCCCUCGUACACCGACCCUCGGAAAACGGGAGCUUGUCCAACGUCAGUUUCCUGACAGACGGGACGGGGAGCGAGACCGUGACGUCGGAGGAGUCCGAGCUCAUCCUGACCGGAAGUUCCUCGGAAGCCCUCACUAGUCAGAGCCGUAGUGAGGAUGAGGGAUCCAGCCACUCCCGGGACCCUACCAAGAGGCGGAGUUUGGCCGGGAAGAUCCAGCAGCUACUAACACCCUCCAGGAAGCCUUCUAGGUCCUCCAUCUUCAGGAGGAACGGACAGUUGGGAGAUACCCCAUCACCACUGGUGUUGGCAGAUCACCGUCAAAGCUGGAGGAGCCAAAAGGAGAGCGCCAGAAGACCUGAGUCCAUCGCUUCUGAGAGUUCCGUGUCCCUGGGAAGCGAAGUGGACCUGUCAGACUUUGCCAUCCACAAAUCUACUGAACGUUUGCUUGAUGGAGGCCAGGAAUCUCCUGCUGUGGAAGUCUUACUGUCCAGCUGCUCUGCCUGUCCGGCCUGUCAUUCUCUCGUCUACGACGAGGACAUCAUGGCCGCCUGGACGUCUGACGACUCCAACCUGAAGACCGCGUGUUCCUUCUGCGGGCAGCACUUUGUACCGUUCCUGAACGUCAAGAUCACCGACCUGCAGAGGCAGCGGAGCGCAUCUGAUGGUUCCUCUGAGGUCUCUACCGAUGGCAGUGCAGUGAGCCGUGGACCUGUUUUAAGCGACCGGUACCAGUGUUUGGUCCUGGAUGAGGCAGACCCCAGCGGUCAGUGUAAUGGAUUCCCGAAUGUCCAGCACCGUGCAAGCGACGUGGACUCGGAGAUGGUGACGGUGGCGUACCUCUGCCCUUUGGUGCUACGUAAGGAAGUGGAAAGCCUGCUGGAGAAUGAAGGGAGCGACUUCCUGUCCCAGCCAGAGCUGGUGAACAGCCACCCAAUCAUCUACUGGAAUCUAGUGUGGUUCUUCCAGAGACUGGCACUGCCCAGCAACCUCCCGCAGCUCAUCUUGGCAUCCAAGCAUGUCCAGUGCCCGACAAAGAUGCCGGACAACACUCUUGUGAGCGUGCGCUUGUUAUGGGACAUCCUGGUGCAGGACCCGGACCGCUGGCCGCCCAUGUACGUCCUCUGGAAGCUACAUAGGAAUCUGCCCACUCACCUCCAAGGCUGGCGCUCCCAUUCUCACCCCUUCACGAUGGAGUUCCUGGAGAAGGUUCUGAAUCACAUCGGGCUCUUCGAGGUCCAUAAAGCCAUCUCGCUGGUCCUGUCCGUCCUACAGGAGCAGAAUUCUCCCCCGCAGGUUCUGCAGAGGGGUAUCUACAGGGAGAUGUUACUUCUGACAUUGGCUGCUCUGGGGAGAGAACACAUGGAUAUAGCCGCGUUCGACAGCAAGUACAAGGCGGCGUGCAAGAAGCUGGGGAACGCCAUGGGGAAGGAGGAACUGCGCAAGAGGCGGGCCCUGCUCCCCGGGCCCAAAGCCCUGGACUGCCGCAAGACGUUCGGCACCACACUGGAAUGCUAGGCUCCGCCUCCAUCGAUCGCUGUUUGGAAAGUGCAAUAUAUUGAAGGGGGGAGUGGUCUCCGUUCUAUUAAUAGACUGGAUGGGCGAGUGAAUUGGAGACCCCCUCCCCUUGACACUGGCGC